This is a messenger RNA of Phalacrocorax carbo (great cormorant), 886 nucleotides long. The record is from RefSeq and is a predicted model, not a curated record. NCBI's taxonomy places the organism in Eukaryota, Metazoa, Chordata, Aves, Suliformes, Phalacrocoracidae.
AGCCAUGGCGGCCGCCCGGCUGUGGCGGCUGAGGAGGGCCCUGGCCGCGGCCUGCAGCACCGGCGCGGCGGCGGGAGGCGGGCGGCCGCCCCCGGCGGGGAAGCUGACAGUCCGGCGGCAGGCGGAGGGCGUCCGAACCAUUAUCCUCAACAACCCGAGGAAGAGGAACGCCCUCUCCCUCUCCAUGCUCCAGUCCCUCAGGGACGACCUGCUGCACGACGUCAAAAGCAAAGACCUCCGAGUUAUCAUCAUUUCAGCUGAAGGACCUGUAUUUUGUUCUGGCCAUGAUUUAAAGGAACUGUCAAGUGAAGAUGAUGUGAAGCAUCAUUCAGAAGUAUUUGAAAUAUGUGCAGAGGUUAUGACUUUAAUCCAGAAACUUCCAGUACCAGUGAUUGCCAAAGUAAAUGGCUUGGCUACAGCAGCCGGCUGUCAGCUUGUGGCAAGCUGUGACAUUGCAGUGGCGAGUGAGAAAUCUCAGUUUGCUACUCCUGGAGUAAACAUUGGGCUGUUUUGCUCCACACCAGCUGUGGCCUUGGGCAGAUCUCUUCCAAGAAAGGUGGCAUUAGAGAUGCUUUUCACAGGUGAACCUCUUUCUGCCCAAGAAGCUUUAAUGCAUGGGCUUGUCAGCAAGGUGGUACCAGAAGACAAGCUGGAAGAAGAGACCAUGAAAAUCUCUCGCAAGAUAUGUGAAAGCAGCAAAUCUGUCCUGGCACUGGGGAAAGCCACCUUCUACAGGCAGAUGGCGCAGGACCUUGAUGCUGCUUACAAAAUGACUACUCAGGUCAUGGUAGACAAUUUGACUUUGAGAGAUGGGCAGGAAGGUAUUGAAGCCUUUAUUCAGAAACGUAAGCCUGUCUGGUCACACUCUCAGGAUGAGAAGAAAUGA